CAGCACAGCAUACGAAUCACUUUGUAGUAGGUACAAUUUAGUUAAAUAAAUGCGAAAUGGCUAGUAAUGAUAAAAGAGGUUGGCGAUUGUUUUCUGACUUAAAUAACGCCUUUAGGAGAGACCCAGAGAUAAAUGAAUUUGAUUUUAUCCCUGUUCUUGAACCCAAGAAUAACAGGAGUCCUGUUGUUUUGGUGGAUCACAAACUUGGCUUGGAACUGUGGAGUGUGAAGAUACUCUUCCAAUAUGUAUACCAUACCUUAAUGGGAUGGAGAAAUAAAAAGUCAUAUAAAUUUAUAGAUCCUCAAGAAAUAGCUAUGUUAGCAAGAGCUGUUGUGUUGGUAAACCCAGAAUGUUAUACAGCUUGGAAUGUAAGGAAAGAGUUAAUAGAGUCUGGAGAUAUACUGGAGUUAGAUGACCUUCGUCUCAGUGCACUUGUACUAACUAAGCAUCCUAAAAGUUCAGAGACGUUUGUUCACAGACGAUGGGUGUUAGGCCGGUUUAUUGAAAAUCAUUUACAGUCUAGUCAAGGAUCUACAAAGAGCACUGGUAGUUGUGUUGAUGGAUUUAUUAGCAUGGAAGCUAUUGAUUUAAAUCUCGAGGCAUCACAAAACCAGUUGUCAUUACAAAAUGGGGACGGUUCAUUGAAUGUUAGUGCUGUGUCAGACUACCACAGACAAAUGAAGGUUGAAAUAGAUGUUUGCCGCUGUGCUGCUGAAAAAUACCCAUGUAACUAUUAUGCCUGGUCUCAGAGAAUCUGGCUUAUACAACACUGUUAUAAUUGCUCUACUCAGGUUUUACUGUCAGAGCUCCAGGUCACAGAGUCUUGGGUAGAGAGGCAUAUAUCUGACACAUGUGGCUUCCAUUACCGCCAGUUCCUACUCACUACCCUGUUCGCUCAGCGUGAUCAGUUAAGGGACCAAUUUUCCAUGCAAUAUGUGGCGAUCAUGCAGAAAGAACACAAGUUUGUACAAGACCUGAUCUCAACAUACCCUGGUCAUGAAGCCAUGUGGAAUCAUAGGAAAUAUGUCUUCCAUUCACUGCAUAAUUUGUACUGCACUGAAUGUAGGAGAGAUGAAGGUGAAAAUGAAAGUAAUUUAAAGAAAACCAGACUGGAAAAUGAUCAUCACAUUCUAGAACAGAAAGAAAUAGACUGCGUCCAGCAAAAUGAACUCAAAUGUAAAGAUAUUCACCAAAAGAGAUUUGCACAAAAUUACAUAGACUGGAUACAAAAAACUGUGAUAAAAUGAGGACCAGUCCGAAAUUAUGCCUACAAAUAGCACACAAAGAGACUAGCAUAAAAUUAUUUUUGAGUAUUUAUUGGUCAUAAUAGCAAAUAAGAUAGAGUGAAUGAAUCUUUGCCAGAUUUAGUUGACAGCCUCAAGUGCAUCAUUUAAAAUAAUGAUUAAAAUUAAUAUUAUCUGUGUCAGGAAUAUUCAAUUAAUAACAAAUUCAGAAUUAGUUUCAUCUUUUGGCUUAUAAGCAGAAUUUUUACAUAGAAUGCUAGAUUCCAUGCAUGUUAACCAUUAGUCAUACUGUGUCUGAAAGGGAGGGGGAGAGAGGUGUCCUUCCUAACUCAUGCAUGUUAACAUACAUAGAUUGUAUGGAAUUUUUAUGAGAAAUUAAAGAAUAUAUAAGCAUAAUAGUUAAUACUAAGAUCCAAUCAUUGUCAGUUACCCACAGUAUAUAUUCCGUACAUACUACAUUAUCCACGGUAAAUAUUUCAUACAUACUACAUUCCUCACGGUAUAUAUUCCGUACAUACUACAUUAUCCACGGUAUAUAUUCUGUACAUACUACAAAAGAUGAUGUGGUAUGUACGGAUUAAAUAUCUAGGAUAACCAAUCAUGAUGUUGUACAUAUUAUGUACAGAAUAUAUACUGUAGGAUAUAUCUAACAAGUAUGUACAUAACAUAUACCAUGGGUUGCCCACGAUGAGAUCCAAUUGGCCUAACUCUUCGAUAAUUUAUUAACCCUUUCCCUACUGGAAUUGAAAGUGAUAAGCCUUUGCCACCAGUAUUAGAGCCAGGCUAGCCUGAAUAUCUGUGCAGUCUGACCAGGCUCUAUAC
This is a messenger RNA of Ruditapes philippinarum (Manila clam), 2066 nucleotides long. RefSeq names its product protein prenyltransferase alpha subunit repeat-containing protein 1-like. The coding region runs from base 57 to 1247 and encodes 396 amino acids. Gene Ontology annotation, molecular function: protein prenyltransferase activity. Lineage: Eukaryota; Metazoa; Mollusca; Bivalvia; Venerida; Veneridae. The transcript is spliced from 8 exons. Gene Ontology annotation, biological process: protein prenylation. Gene Ontology annotation, cellular component: cytoplasm. The record is from RefSeq and is a predicted model, not a curated record.